AUGGAUUGUCCUGAACCCAGUCUUAUCGCUCGUCCUUCUUCGCUCAACUCAUGUCAAUCAAGGUCUAUUGUCCGUAUGGUUGCUCAUCGAGAGUUGGGGCUUCGUUCAUCGCUUCGCCAACGGGUUGUUUGUCGUUACGAGCUAAACUCAUUCCCUGUGACAAUACAAGGACGUGGGCAAAAAUCAUCACAACGUGCGAUAAAAGAGAUGUUUCCUAGCGGUGGAAUUUUGGGGGUCAGCCAUAAUGAAAAAUGGCUUGUUGGAUUUAAUAUAAUUAGGCGUCAAAACAGUGGAGACAUUUACAUGAUGAAGCUAUUUCCUGGACGGUGUUAUCUGGAAGAAAUGCUCAGGGUUGAAGACUUCCCGGAACACGGGCUCAUUUUUAUGUAUUUUCCGCACACUGGAUUGCACACUGCCACACUCAUUUUUGAUUAUGAUCAAUGGAAAAGCCGAAAGCCGGUUGGGCCAUCUUCCGUCGAAAUGAGUGUGCACUUCUUUUAUCCAUCACACCAUAUUCACUUCACAAGUCAUUCGGUGGUUACUUGUAUUCGACGACUCUCAAACAAAAAAGCUUUGACUAAAGCCCAUUUUCGCGUGCACAAUUAUGGAGGAAUAUUAAAUUGUGGGCAAACGCUUAUCAACUUCAACUUUACGCAACGAUUGACGAGUUUGACAAAAACAUCAUAUGGAACGAGAACAAUUUGGGCUGUUUCGCUGGCUAAUAAAAACGACGAUGAUAGUGGAUCAAGUUUGACGCUGGAUUUGGGAGAACGAGUCAGUGUUUGUCCGACGCAAACUUACGAGAUCUUCAAUAAGGUGAACUAUCAACUAACUGAAGUUGCUAGUGAUGAAAAUGAUACACUACCAGACGUGAUUCCUCGAAUACCGAACCGCCCUCCUCUUUUGAUCUCACGGCAAUGUGUCGAUAUUGAGAAAGUAUUAAAUGCUUGUAUGAAUUGGGCUUUUAAACGGGAAACUUCAGCAUAUCAAGGAUUUGUCGACUACGAGACUGAAAUUGCACAAAUAGAAGACACAUCGGCCUUUCUACUGUUGCAUUGUGUAGGGGAGUUUCAGAUGAAAAAGGAUGGUAGCUUUAUGAACAAGUUUUUCGUGGUUAGGUUGGAGCUCGUUUGGGAUUUAUUUGAUGGUGGAAUACGUCGAAUCUCUCAACCUACCGUCCUUCGGGAACUUACCCCUCAACAGGCUUACGAUUCUUCAACAUGGUAUCCACUAGGCACGUUUCCAGUAGAACCUUGUAAUGAAUUAAUGUCGAUUUCGAGUGCGCCCAUGCUUACAGGCAAAAACGAAGAAUUGCUUUUGGCACCAAAUGGUUCAAUCGCAUUCAUCUGUGACAAAUGUGACUCACAAAACUUUAGCGCA
Messenger RNA from Mesorhabditis belari, 1380 nucleotides. The record is from the annotation of a GenBank genome assembly. NCBI's taxonomy places the organism in Eukaryota, Metazoa, Nematoda, Chromadorea, Rhabditida, Rhabditidae.